Molecule: messenger RNA, 519 nt
Organism: Prunus armeniaca (apricot)
Lineage: Eukaryota; Viridiplantae; Streptophyta; Magnoliopsida; Rosales; Rosaceae
Source: the annotation of a GenBank genome assembly
AUGGCGGGGUUGGUGGACAAGGCCAAGAACUUUGUGGCAGAUAAGAUAGCAAAUGUGCCAAAGCCAGAUGCAAGUCUCACAGACGUUGAUUUCAAGAAGGUGAGUUUUGACUCUGCGGAUUACAUCGCUAAGGUGUCUGUCAACAAUCCCUAUUCACAUCCUCUCCCCGUCUGUGAGGUCAAAUACACCCUCAAAAGCGCUGGCAGGGUCAUUGCAUCUGGGAACAUGCCAGAUCCUGGCUCAAUAAAGUCAAGUGGCACUACUGUGUUGGAGGUGCCUGUGAAGGUGCCACAUAGCAUAAUUGUGACAUUGGUAAGGGACGUUGCUAAGGAUUGGGACAUUGACUAUGAGCUGGAUUUGGAUCUCAUCAUUGACCUCCCUCUAGUUGGGAACCUUACCAUACCUCUAUCUAGGAAGGGCGAAAUCAAGCUUCCCACCUUAUCUGAAGCUAUUUGGGGUUCAAAGGAUGAAGCUUCGAAAGAGACUAAAAAGGAGAUUCCAAAAGAGGCAACAAAGUAG